Molecule: messenger RNA, 2738 nt
Organism: Salvia miltiorrhiza (redroot sage)
Lineage: Eukaryota; Viridiplantae; Streptophyta; Magnoliopsida; Lamiales; Lamiaceae
Product: kinesin-like protein KIN-14N
Exons: 17
Coding region: 173-2578 (801 amino acids)
Biological process (GO): microtubule-based movement
Molecular function (GO): microtubule motor activity; microtubule binding; ATP binding
Source: RefSeq, a predicted model, not a curated record
GUUCAAUUUACAACGGAUCUCUGUGGAAACUACCGCCAGACAAAAUUUUGAAAAAAUUUCAAAAUCUGGCCCUCACUUUCUCGUUUGUACAUACGCUCUUCCCAAUCCGGAUCUUUUCUCCUUCAACUUCUGCCGUCAAAUUCCUCGGAGAGACAGAGAGAGAGAGCUGCGUAUGGCUUCCAAGAACCAGAACAAGCCUCCUCCUGGUCUUUCACAUGGUAAGUUCAGUGGCGAUGAGGUUUUGGUGGAUAAGAGACGAAGGAUUGGAGGUACUAAAAUGUCAUCCAGCAGUGUGGCCAGACCACAAACCCGGCAAGCAUUUUCAGUAGUUAAUGGGGGGCAGGAUCCACCUCCAAACAGUAGGCCGCCAAGCAGCUCUGAUUGUGGAGUUAUUGAGUUCACGAAAGAGGAUGUAGAGGCCUUGCUCAGUGAGAAACCCGGAAGUAAAAAUAAAUUUAACUACAAUUUCAAGGAAAAGAAAGAACAAAUGGAUGACUGCAUUAAAAGGCUCAAGCAGUGUAUUAGGUGGUUCCAACAGCGAGAAGGCAAUCAUGUCACAGAGCAGGAAAAACUCAAGACAUUGUUGGAACUCGCAGAAAAGAAAUGCAGUGAUGUGGAACUGCUGAUGAAAGAGAAGGAAAAUGUAUUGAAUUCAAUCGUCAUAGAGUUGCGGAAAGACCUAGACACUCUGCAAGAAAAGCAUACUAAAGUGGAGCUAGAUAAAUCGGAAGCACUGGAUUCUUUAGCACGAGAAAGAGAGUCCAAACUUGCCGCAGAGAAAGUGCAAGCUUCCCUUCUAGAAGAACUCAAGCGAACUCAAGAAGACAAUGCUAGUAACAUCCAGAAGAUUCAGUCACUCAAUGAUAUGUACAAGAGGUUACAGGAGUACAACACAAGCUUACAACAUUAUAACAGUAGGCUGCAAUCUGAACUUCAUGAAACUAAUGAGACACUGAAACAUGUUGAGAAAGAGAAGGCAGCAGUUGUGGAAAACCUUAGUACAUUGAGAGGCCACUACAGUUCUCUGCAAGAGCAACUUGCAACCUCAAGGGAAUCGCAAAAUGAGGCUGUAAAACAAAAAGAGGCACUGGCUAGUGAAGUUACAAGCUUGAGAGGCGAUUUGCUGCAAAUAAGAGAUGAUCGUGAUCGGCAGUUGUUUCAAGUUCAGGCUUUAUCAACUGAAGUAAUGAAAUACAAAGAAUGUGCUGGAAAGUCGAUUGCUGAGUUAGAUAGCUUCACUAGCAAAAUGAAUGAGCUAGAGUCAACUUGCUUGUGUCAAACUGAGCAAAUCAGACGACUGCAGGAGCAGCUGGCAUUUUCAGAGAAGAAGCUGAAGUUGUCAGACAUGUCAGCAACAGAGACAAAAUCUGAAUUUGAGGAACAAAAGACAAUUAUUCGUGAGUUACAAGAAAAACUGACUGAUGCAGAAUUGAAAAUUACAGAAGGAGAAACGCUUCGUAAAAAACUGCACAACACUAUCUUGGAGUUGAAAGGCAAUAUACGUGUCUUUUGUAGAGUGAGGCCCUUUUUGUCUGAUGACGGGAUUGGAACCGACACAAAAGUAAUCUCUUUCCCAACAUCCACAGAAUCAAUGGGUCGAGGCAUUGAUAUUAAUCAAAAUGGGCAAAAGCAUUCUUUCACUUUUGACAAAGCAUUUAUGCCCGAUGCGUCCCAAGAAGAAGUUUUUGUGGAAAUAGCACAGCUAGUACAGAGUGCACUGGAUGGUUAUAAGGUUUGUAUUUUUGCUUAUGGGCAAACUGGUUCCGGCAAGACAUAUACUAUGAUGGGCAAGCCAGAGUCACCUGAUCAAAGAGGUUUGAUUCCAAGAACAUUAGAGCAGGUAUUUGAGACGAGACAAAUUCUUCAAGCCCAAGGAUGGAAAUAUGAAAUGCAGGUUUUUAUGCUUGAAAUAUAUAAUGAAACAAUUCGUGAUCUGUUGGUGCCAAACAAAUCCAGCUCUGAUACAUCUCGACCAGAAAAUGGGAAGCAAUACAAUAUUAAACAUGAUGCAAAUGGAAACACUUAUGUUUCUGAUCUGACAAUUGUGGACGUUCGUAGUAGCAAGGAGGUUUCUUACCUCUUAGACCGAGCAGUGCAGAGUAGGUCCGUAGGGAAGACUCAAAUGAAUGAACAAUCUUCAAGGAGCCAUUUUGUCUUCACCCUGCAAAUUAGGGGUUUUAAUGAGAGUACCGAUCAACAAGUACAAGGCGUUCUUAAUUUAAUUGACCUUGCUGGUAGCGAGCGGUUAUCUAAGAGUGGCGCUACUGGAGAUCGGUUGAAAGAAACUCUGGCCAUCAACAAGAGCUUGUCGGCGCUAAGUGAUGUUAUAUUUGCCUUGGCCAAGAAGGAGGAGCAUGUCCCUUAUAGGAACUCCAAAUUAACCUAUCUUCUCCAGCCUUGUUUAGGUGGAGACUCCAAGACGUUGAUGUUCGUCAACGUGUCACCGGAUCCUUCAUCCGUAGGUGAAUCAGUUUGUUCACUGCGGUUUGCUAGAAAGGUUAAUGCUUGUGAAAUAGGUGUACCAAGGCGCCAAACGAGCCUAAAGUCUUAUUCAGAUUCUCGUCUGAGCAUUGGCUGAUAUUUAGAAAGUGUAUUUUACAUUGAAACAUUAAGAUGCCCUUCUAACCUAAGCAAUCUUGUAACUUGAUUGAUUUGAUACCUUGAGCCCAUGUAUUGUGUAAGCUGACAUUAUGUUUGUAUUGAUAAUAGAUAAAAUCGUUACAAAUUCAAAUUCUCUC